GCCCGAGACCCUGGCGCCCAGAUGCGACCGAACUAGGGGGCCCCGGGGCGCGCUGUGAGCGCUAAGAUGGCUGCUCGGGCUCGUGCCGAAUUCUUUGCUGACUUCAUAUUACCCGUAGACAAUUUGAGGAGUGAUGCAGACCAAGAAUCCUCCAAGACCCAGUUUUCAGAUGCUUCCAGUGUUGUGAAGAGAGGCCCGUCUGAAUUAUGUGUUUCUCAGACAGACUAGAUACCUGCUAACCAUGGAUAGGUGCAAGCACGUUGAGCAGCUGCAGCUUGCUCAAGGCCAUUCCAUCCUGGACCCUCAGAAAUGGUACUGUAUGGUCUGCAACACAACCGAGUCGAUCUGGGCUUGCCUCAGCUGUUCCCACGUGGCCUGUGGGCAGUAUAUCCAAAAGCACGCACUGAAGCACUUUGAAGAAAGCAGCCAUCCCGUUGCAUUCGAGGUGAACGACAUGUACGUUUUCUGUUAUCUCUGUAACGAUUAUGUCCUAAACGAUAACGCCGCUGGAGACCUGAAGUCACUACGGACUACACUAAGUGCAAUCAAAGGUAAAAAUUACCCUUGUGUGGUUCAGAGUGACUCGGUUUUACAUCCUGUGGAUACACAGGACGAUUCUUACUCCUUACACGACGGCACCCAAUCUCUGCCUGGGAAUGAAGAUCCAAUGUGCACUGCCCUCUGGCACAGGAGACGGGCGCUCAUGGGGAAAACCUUUCGAACUUGGUUUGAGCAGUCACCGACUGGAAGAAAAAGGCAAGAGCAAACUCAGGAGAGGGCGGUAGCAAAAAGAGAAGCGAAGAGAAGGCAGCAGGAGAUAGAGCAGAUGAAAGCCGAGCUGGAAAGCACACCCCCGCGAAAGAGUUUACGCUUACAAGGCCUGUCUGAGGCAGCGACGAUCGAAAUCGUCCCAGUGCAGGUACCGCCACCACCUCCAGCAUCCCCAGCAAAGGAUAAAGCCGCGCUACCUACCUCCGAAGACGGAAAGCUUAAAAACAUAAGUGACUCCUUAAUCAAACGAAGGCCAGCAGUAACUCCUGGUGUAACCGGACUGAGAAAUUUAGGAAACACUUGCUAUAUGAAUUCUGUUCUUCAAGUGUUGAGUCAUUUACUCAUUUUUCGACAAUGUUUUUUAAAGCUGGACCUGAACCAAUGGCUAGCUGUGGCUGCCAGCGAUAAGGCCCGAUCCUAUAAGCACUCAGCCGUCACGGAUGCGGCGGCAGCACAUCAGAUGAACGAAGGGCCAGAGAAAGAGAAAGGCUUCCCGUGCUCCAGACUUUCGGGUUUAUCAUCAGGCCUAAGUGGAGGGGCCUCAAAAGGGCGGAACAUGGAGCUUAUUCAGCCGCGGGAGCCCAGCUCACCAUACAGUUCUCUCUGCCAUGAAUUACAUACCCUGUUCCAAGUCAUGUGGUCUGGAGAGUGGGCCUUGGUCUCGCCGUUUGCUAUGCUUCACUCAGUGUGGAAGCUGAUCCCUGCUUUCCGUGGUUACGCCCAGCAAGAUGCUCAGGAAUUUCUUUGUGAACUUCUGGAUAAGAUACAACGUGAACUUGAGACAACCGGAACCAAGUUACCAGCCCUCAUCCCCACAUCCCAAAGAAGACUUAUUGAGCAAGUUCUGAAUGUUGUAAAUAACAUUUUUCACGGACAACUUCUUAGUCAGGUUACAUGUCUUGCUUGUGAGAACAAAUCAAAUACUAUAGAACCAUUCUGGGACUUGUCACUGGAAUUUCCAGAGAGAUACCAAUGCAGUGGAAAAGAUGUUACCUCCCAGCCUUGUCUGGUUACUGAUAUGUUGGGUAAAUUUACAGAAACAGAAGCUUUAGAAGGGAAAGUCUACGUGUGUGACCAUUGUAACUCAAAGCGUAGAAAGUUUUCGUCAAAACCAGUUGUACUCACAGAAGCCCAGAAACAGCUUAUGAUAUGCCACCUACCUCAGGUCCUCAGACUGCACCUCAAACGGUUCAGAUGGUCAGGACGUAAUAACCGAGAGAAGAUUGGCGUUCACGUUGUCUUUGAGGAAACCCUAAACAUGGAACCCUAUUGCUGCAGGGAGACCCUGAACGCUCUCAGACCAGAGUGCUUUAUCUAUAAUUUAUCUGCUGUCGUAAUCCAUCACGGAAAAGGAUUUGGCUCAGGACACUACACUGCCUACUGCUACAAUUCUGAAGGAGGGUUCUGGGUACACUGCAACGACUCCAAGCUAAGCAUGUGCACUAUGGAAGAAGUACGCAAGGCCCAAGCUUAUAUCUUAUUUUAUACUCAGCGAGUUACUGAGAACGGACAUUCGAAACUCUUGCCUCCUGAGCUCCUGUCCAAUAGCCAACAACACCCCAGUGAAGAAACCGAUGCCUCUAAUGAAGUCCUUAGCUGAUCCAGACAGUGGGCUCUCGUUAUUUGUAUAUAUACUUUUUAAAUGGGCUGACUUACGAUGCUGGGCUUCAUUGUUUUUAUUCUGUAAUUAUGAUCAGUGCCUGCUGUGUUUAGACAUUGUGUAUUUAACUACAAAGGUUUUUUUUUUUUUUUUUUUUUACAGAGACAAAACUAUAAAUGUAUGUAUAUCAACUAUAGGUCAACUAAACUUUUUUCAAAUAUUUGAGUUUUAUACUUUUAGUGUUUACCUCAGACUAUUAUUACCUCUUAUAUUUUGAUGUCUUAAUUGCCUCAAAUCAUGAAUUUGUGCAACCUACUAAAGAAAUUCAGGUGGCAUCAUUUUCUAUAUAUUGUCACUUAUUUAUCUUUUGUAGCUGUUUUCUAUACAGAUUCUAACUACAUGGGAAGGAGAUGCUCUUCACAGAUUGACUAAGAAAAGAAAGCCAUUGGUGUACUGACUCCAGUUCUGCCCCCUCGGAGGUAACUAGAUUGGAAGUGAAAUGCUGAAGUAUCACCUAGGUCCAGUCAUUCCUGAGGCUUCAUGCUUCUACAGGGCUCAGAAUAGACUUAAUACAGAUACUGGUCUUUCACUACAACAUUUAUUGCUUCCAUAACUGUCCUUUAUUGAGCACAAAUUCAAAAUGAAAAUGGCAGAUUUACAAAUGGUAUACUAUAAUGAACUUUGGAACUAUGGGCAAUGAAAAAAAAUAGUUCUAAUAAAGCAGUCACAAAAUUUUGAAUUUAGCAAACCAGUAUAUUAUGAUUAUAAUACAAAUGUAGUUUAUCUUGAGAAGUGAGUUUUAUGUUUAAUUAUUUUAGAUCUCUUAAGUACUUGAGAUCUCUGUUAGUUACAUGGAAUAUGUAUGGGAGAAUGUAUAAGGCGGAGAAGACAGCGGUUCAAGCAUGGCACCUGGGGUGUUACAUCUAAGAUCUCAUUUUUCUUGAAGUAAACUAAGCCUGACUCUUGCUAGGAUUAAGUGACCACUGGGAAUCUCUUAGGACCCUGGCCCCUCUUUAAAAAACAGUAAAGUGAUCUAAACUUACAUUUACUGAAAGCAAGAGAGAUUUCUGCUUUGUUCUAAAGAAAGCUUUCUAGGUCUUACGGAGCUCUGCUGCCUGCCACCAUGGCCACCGCCACCCAACCAGCUCAGAAAGGGGGCUCCACCAACCUACAGAUCCCAAGGUACCUGUUAGCCACUGGGAGAGGGUUUUUUCCGUUCUUGCUAAAUAAAGUGACUUUAUUUACAGCUUCUGUGCCAGGAAGAGUUAGUUGUCUUUAGCACAGACUUCUGAAAGGAGUGUCACCUGGAGCAGGCAGCUUAUCACAAACUCCAACAAAAACGCCAUCAACCUACAGAAGAAUCAUUUGUGCCAAAAAUAUAGCUGGAGUAUAUUAGGUCUGAAAGUGCUCACUUACCCAACACGUAUGCAAACUGUUGCAUCAACUGUUAAAUAUACCUCAUUAAAGAUUUGUGAUAAAGGUA
Molecule: messenger RNA, 3854 nt
Organism: Grammomys surdaster
Lineage: Eukaryota; Metazoa; Chordata; Mammalia; Rodentia; Muridae
Gene: Usp44
Product: ubiquitin specific peptidase 44
Exons: 7
Coding region: 242-2371 (709 amino acids)
Biological process (GO): protein deubiquitination
Cellular component (GO): cytoplasm
Molecular function (GO): zinc ion binding; cysteine-type deubiquitinase activity
Source: RefSeq, a predicted model, not a curated record